Molecule: messenger RNA, 1699 nt
Organism: Charadrius vociferus (killdeer)
Lineage: Eukaryota; Metazoa; Chordata; Aves; Charadriiformes; Charadriidae
Gene: PHACTR3
Product: phosphatase and actin regulator 3
Exons: 12
Coding region: 7-1644 (545 amino acids)
Biological process (GO): actin cytoskeleton organization
Molecular function (GO): actin binding
Source: RefSeq, a predicted model, not a curated record
GAUGAGAUGGAGCAGUCCCCUGCAAUGCGUUCUGACUACUUGGUCUCAGGGAUUCGAACUCCGCCAGUGAGGAGGAACAGCAAACUGGCGACACUGGGCAGGAUCUUCAAACCAUGGAAGUGGCGGAAAAAGAAAAACGAGAAGCUAAAGCAGACAUCUGCAGUGCUGGAGAAGAAGAUGACAGCACGACAAGGUCGGGAUGAGCUCAUUAAGAAAGGCCUUCUGGAGAUGAUGGAACAAGAUAUCGAAGGCAAAGCCUGCACUGGUGAUGAUGCCACAAGAGCAAUGCAGAGCGACCCUCCAGCUCCUGUGUGCCAGGCACUUGCCUCAGAAGAGGUGCAGCAAGAGAGUACCAUAGCCACAAUGGCUGUGACCUCGCUUGGUGAGGAGCUGCAUUUGAAUGAGCUGAAAGAAGAUGCAGCCAAGAAACCUUCAGCACCCACGGAAGAAUUAGAAGAUGCCAGCCUGCCAGCAUCUGAAGACAGUCCACAAGCCUUACUUGUAUCUGAAUCCACAGAUUCCCCCCAGAAACAGACGGAAAGAAACCCAGCACAGCUUCCCAGCCCUCCGUUGCUCCCAGCUCCACCACCUAAGGCAAUCUCCAAAAUCACAAAGAGUGUAACAGCAGGAAGCGAAAUAGAUGACCCAGCCAUGAAAUCUCCGCCUUCCACCAUCCUGAAGAAUUAUGUCAUUGUUGGUUCCUCCCAAAUCUCAGGACAAGCUGCCCUCUUCCAUCCCUCUGGCCAGAAAAGUUCAGAUCCCCAUGUCAGAGGACAGGUAACAACACCAACCGGUUCUCCUCACCUGGCUGCCGUCCACCUGCCUUUACCUCCCAGCAGAGUCAUUGAAGAACUUCACAGGGCUCUGGCUACCAAACACCGGCAGGACAGCUUCCAUGGAAGAGAAAGCAAAGGCUCUCCAAAAAAAAGAGUGGAUGUCCGUCCACCCAGAACAUCUAGCAUUGAGCGCAACAAAGAAAAGGAGAACUCACUGAGUUACAGCAGUGAUUCAGAAAAUAAGUGGAACUCAGUUAAAGAGUCGGAUGAGAACAAAGAAAACAUGAUCAUGAACUCAGAACUCAAGGAAGACUCUGUUUUUUAUCAGGAUGAGGAAGUUUUGAAUGACUCCAUUAUUUCUGGUACUUUGCCAAGGAAAUGCAAGAAAGAACUGCUGGCAGUAAAACUACGAAACAGACCAAGUAAGCAGGAGCUGGAAGACAGAAAUAUUUUCCCAAGGAGGACAGAUGAGGAAAGACAGGAAAUCCGGCAGCAAAUUGAGAUGAAACUCUCAAAGCGACUCAGCCAAAGACCUGCUGUUGAGGAGCUAGAAAGAAGAAAUAUACUUAAACAACGAAAUGAUCAAACAGAACAGGAAGAAAGAAGGGAAAUCAAACAGAGACUGACCAGAAAGCUUAACCAGAGACCUACAGUUGAUGAACUGAGAGACAGAAAAAUCCUGAUUCGAUUCAGUGAUUAUGUGGAAGUGGCGAAAGCACAGGACUACGACAGGCGAGCGGAUAAACCGUGGACAAGACUAUCAGCAGCAGAUAAGGCAGCAAUUCGGAAAGAGCUAAAUGAAUACAAAAGCAAUGAGAUGGAGGUACAUGCGUCAAGCAAACAUUUGACAAGAUUUCACAGGCCAUAGAAAUUUUCUUCUGAGAAGAAUCUGUCUUUACUUUUUGAUAUUGCUGCUGAACACA